This is a messenger RNA of Desarmillaria tabescens, 1014 nucleotides long. RefSeq names its product DNA breaking-rejoining enzyme. Gene Ontology annotation, biological process: DNA integration; DNA recombination. Bases 1 to 1014 code for a protein of 337 amino acids. Gene Ontology annotation, molecular function: DNA binding. Lineage: Eukaryota; Fungi; Basidiomycota; Agaricomycetes; Agaricales; Physalacriaceae. The record is from RefSeq and is a predicted model, not a curated record. The transcript is spliced from 6 exons.
AUGAGACAGUUCAAUGAAUUUCUCGUUCAAGAGUGGUUCAUCCAACCUGGCACUGACAUCUUCAAGCAAAAGGUGCUUGAUCCAAAGAUUGAUUAUUAUAUUAUCGGAUUUAUUAUGAGCAAAUGCGAUGACUGUGAUAUGCAUGGGGUUGAUAAAGGGCUGAAGGAUGUUCAAAGGACCUACUCACACGUGCAGAAGAUUCAGGCAGGUACCACAUAUGGCUUUCGGACAGCUGGUGGUAGAGAUAAUGUUGCUUGGAACAGGGAAAAUGCCUCCGGAAAUCCCUCGAUCUCACAACUGGUUUCAUGCUACAUGGUUGGUUUACAAAAACACAAGGUAGCUAAAGGAGAAACUCCAACCAGUGCUCGGGCCAUUGGUCCCGACAAUCUUCUGCAGCUGUACAACUUCAAUCACCAGCCUGAGAACUGGGAUAAUACCAAGUUAUCUGCUGCUAACUGGUGUGGAGGAAAUAUGCGCCAUCUCCUCCAAGCGGUCUAUCUUGUUGCGUUUACGUGCCUACUUCGCAUUGACGAGGUGCUGAAAAUACAGGUUCACGAUCUACAUUUCUAUGAUGAUGAAUUGGACAGUACAGCUUGCAUGUCAGUCACUUUGCCAUUCCAUAAGACAAACCCAUAUGGCAAGAUACCACCAUUCAUACUCCGAGAGCUCCCAGAACAUAUGGUGCACCUAUGCCCUGUUAGAGCACUCGCAGAAUGGGUCAGUGCCUCAAACAUUCUAUAUGGUUAUCUGUUCCGCAGGAUGGAUAAAAGAGAUAGACUGAUUACCAUGGAAGUGUUUCUUGAACUCUUCCGCAACAAUCUAUGGGACCUAGGCAUAGCACCCUAUGCUUAUGGCAUGCACUCAUUUUGCCAUGGGGGCUGUCAGUGGCUCUCUGUCGAUCUUCAUUGGUCACUUCACCAAAUAUGCGAGUGGGGUGGCUGGAGCACUGAAUUUUCCCACUUGACCAUUGUUAAAUACCUUAUCUCUUGGAACAAUAAUCCAAUGCUUCAAUGA